CCCCGUGGGAGUAACCGAUCCCGACUUCAGUCAUGGAUACCAAAGACAUCGACACCACGCAUCACGAAGUGGUCAAGCCGACCGCGGCUGCAGACCAGCUCCAGCCACUGGGCACGGUCAAGCUGGUCGAGGAUGGCGAAGUCGUGUUGAUUCCCACCCCUUCACCGGAUCCCCGAGAUCCGCUCAAUCUGCCCCAGUGGCAUAAGUGGGUGAUUACCUUUGUGCUGGGAAUGUUUUCCGUCUUGGGCGUUCUUCUGACCUCCGGCAUGGGUCCCUUCACCACGACGAUGGACGCCUACUACAAUUAUAAUCCGCGGACGAAUGACCUCAUGACCUAUCCGACCCUGUUCAUGGGGAUCGGGAACCUGAUCGCGAUGCCGCUGGCCAUGGCCGUCGGGCGAAGGCCGAUCUUCCUUGCCUCGGCCCUGGUUCUAACGGUGGGAUCCAUCUGGUGCGCCGCGAGUAAGAGUUUAGGAUCGCACAUCGCUGGACGGGAUAUUCUUUCGCUGGCGGCCGGUCAAUCGGAGGCCUUGUGUCCGCUGAUCAUCCAGGAAAUCCAUUUCGUCCACGAGCGCAGCAGCAGGCUUGCCUGGUUCAGUGCCAUCCAGUCGAUCGGAUCCGCCGCCCUGACGAUCGCGACCUCCUACCUCGUCAUCGCCCUGGGCUGGCGAUGGUGGUACGGGAUCUUCGCCAUCGCGAGCGGCGUGGUGUUCCUGGUGGCGCUGUUCUUCGUGCCGGAGUCCCUGUACGACCGCCCGACCGACGCCUUCGAAGGCCGCGUGCACAUCCACCACGAGGGGCAGGAGCUCAACGUCUUGCGCGCGACGACGAAGCACCCGGUCGCCCUGGACUACACGCGGUACCAAGCCCGCACCUUCCGCCACAGCAUGAAGAUCUACCACGGCCCCGCCAACUGGCGCGCCGCGGCGCUGUGCUGGAAGCACAUGGCGCAGUGCAUCCUGUUCCCCGGGGUCCUGUGGGUCGUGCUGAUGAACAGCAUCUCCCUGGGGAUCUAUGUCAUCGGCGUCACCGAAUACGCCCAGUUGCUGGCCGCCCCGCCCUACAACUACCCCGACACCAGCCUCGGGCUGGUCCAAGGCGGCCAGAUCGUGGUGUCGAUGCUCAUGGUGCCGAUCCUGGGCUACGGCGGCGACCGCCUGCACCGGUGGAUUGCGCGGCGCCGCGGAGGCGUGGUCGCGCCGGAGAUGCGUCUCCUCCCGAUCCUCCUCCCCGUUGCGGUCGUGUUGAUCUCCACCAUCAUCUACGGUCGCGCGGGCUCGCAUCCGACCGACUGGUCGUCGUGGGCCAUCGUCAUCACAUUCAAUGGCAUCUAUUUUGGGUACAUCGGGAUCAUCCUGAACGGAUUCACGUACACGCUGGAUAGUUACGGGGAGCGCGCCGCGCCGAUCCUGGUGCUCAUCUGCGCGAUCCGUGGAUUCAUCUCGUUCGGGAUCUCCUUUGGUAUCACGGAGUUCAUCGCGCAGAAGGGCUUCCAGGGUAGCUUUGAGAUCUGUGCGAUCAUCAUGGGGGUGAUCUCGGCCCUGGGUCUGCCGGUGUUUAUCUUCGGACCGAAGAUCAGGUCGCUGACAAUGAAGUAUGCGGUUGAUGGCAAGGGCGUAGAAAUCUGA
Aspergillus japonicus CBS 114.51 is the source of this 1628-nucleotide messenger RNA. RefSeq names its product MFS transporter. Gene Ontology annotation, molecular function: transmembrane transporter activity. The record is from RefSeq and is a predicted model, not a curated record. The coding region runs from base 33 to 1628 and encodes 531 amino acids. The transcript has 5 exons. Gene Ontology annotation, biological process: transmembrane transport. NCBI's taxonomy places the organism in Eukaryota, Fungi, Ascomycota, Eurotiomycetes, Eurotiales, Aspergillaceae.